AUUUGAUUUUCCUCCGUGAGGCUUCCGGGCUGAGAGGAGUGAUUUUACCACCGAUCCACUGCACGAAUACUCACCAAACGCCGCAAUGGCCGAACCAGAAGUGAACCCCAAAGCCUAUCCACUUGCGGAUGCCCAGCUCACAAAGACUCUCUUGGAUCUUGUUCAGCAAGCAGCAAAUUACAAGCAGCUCCGCAAGGGUGCCAAUGAAGCUACAAAGACCCUUAACAGAGGCAUAUCUGAGUUCAUAGUCAUGGCAGCUGAUGCAGAACCUCUGGAGAUCAUUCUACACCUCCCGCUCCUAUGUGAGGACAAGAACGUCCCCUAUGUGUUUGUGCGUUCCAAGCAGGCACUUGGAAGAGCUUGUGGAGUCUCUAGGCCAGUGAUUUCUUGUUCCGUCACCAUCAAGGAAGGUUCCCAGCUAAAGCCUCAAAUCCAGUCUGUUCAGCAGGCUAUUGAGAGGCUACUGGUGUAAUCUGAUUGUUCUGUGCUCAUUCCCCUUUUCAGAAAAGCCGUAAGGAGUUUCAUCACACAUUCAUUUAGUAGCUUUUAAAGAAAACCAGUGGCAAGUUUGUAGCUUUGGCUGGAGCCAGGUUACAACCGCACAACUGAGUGAAAUUGGAGUAAAAAUUAAACGGCUAUUGUAUUUGGGUACCAUAUUAAAUUGCCAGUAUAUUUUUACUUUUUCCCUUUGAAGUUGUUUUGAAUGGCUUUUGUUUCCAUCAGGCCCUUGAAAGAUUUAUUUUCAUUACACUGACUUGUAUUAUAUGUAUUUUUAAUAAAAAUAUACAUGUGAA
Xenopus laevis (African clawed frog) is the source of this 794-nucleotide messenger RNA. RefSeq names its product small nuclear ribonucleoprotein 13 L homeolog (gene snu13.L). Lineage: Eukaryota; Metazoa; Chordata; Amphibia; Anura; Pipidae. Gene Ontology annotation, cellular component: nucleus; ribonucleoprotein complex; box C/D methylation guide snoRNP complex. Gene Ontology annotation, biological process: ribosome biogenesis; mRNA splicing, via spliceosome. The record is from RefSeq and is marked provisional. Gene Ontology annotation, molecular function: box C/D sno(s)RNA binding; RNA binding.